Messenger RNA from Homarus americanus (American lobster), 1792 nucleotides. RefSeq lists its product as uncharacterized. The record is from RefSeq and is a predicted model, not a curated record. The coding region runs from base 200 to 811 and encodes 203 amino acids. The transcript has 6 exons. NCBI's taxonomy places the organism in Eukaryota, Metazoa, Arthropoda, Malacostraca, Decapoda, Nephropidae.
GAUAAAAAUUCCGAAUUGACUCCCACUCGCCAGCUCGCCUUGGGACUUGGGGAGGGAGCGUCAUCGUGCUUGAGGAAGGCAGGACAAGCAGGAGUUACAGUCCGAGUUUCAGUGUCGUACAUAAGGAUUUACCUACGUUGGCGCAUAAGCGAUCAUACACUAGUACUCUUCUGAAGUGAUAAGUUUGGGGAUAGAGAAGAUGUGUUGCUCCACCCGAUGUGUUUACAUCGCCACCCUCACUCUUGGCAUCAUCAACGUUCUUGUAAUGUGUGUUGCCUCAGCUGUGACUUUCACGCUUACCUAUUAUUCGGCUCUUAUGUAUGGUCCUGGUCCUGACUACCCCAACAGCCCCCACUUCAUGAUACUGCCUUGGAGUGUGAUAUUUAUCCUCUGCUGUUUUUAUCUCUACAACACCAUCUACAUCCUUCUGCUCAUCACGCGUGACGACUUCCCGACUGAAGAUUCUCUGGCAAACCUCCGCACCAGCCUGGCCAAGACCAUCUUUCUUCUCCUGAUCAACCUCAUCAUCCUCUUCACCUCCCCGGCAUACAAUCCUGUAAUCUUUGGCAUCAGUUGGAUUUUUAUGUUUCCUCUGAGUUUUGGAGGGUUGGCUUGGGACCUGCAAAGGAAGAUGUGGAUGACCAUUCCUGGGCUCCCUCGUCACUCCCCCCAUAGGAAUCAAAUUAUCAACUAUCCCCAUUAUGAAGCAAUGCUCAACCCCCAACCAGGUUCUAAUCCAAGUCCAGGUGGCAUCACUUUGGAUUGUGCUCAGAUGGGUAACAUAGCCUUCAGCGCAGGAAACCUUCAGUAGGACUGUUGCACUGGGAACAACUGGAAGGAGGCGCAGUGUGGCCACUAACACAAAUAUUGUUUGGCCUGUACAAAAUAAUUGUUUGGCCUGUAAGGAAAUCAUUGUUUGGCUUGUAAGGAAUAUAUUGUUUGGCCUGUAAAAAAAUAAUUGUUUGGCCUGUAAGAAAUUCAUUGUUUGGCCUGCAAAGAAUUCAUUGUUUGGCCUGUAAGGAAUUUAUUGUUUGGCCUGUAAUGAAAUCAUUGUUUGGCCUGUAAGGAAUUCAUUGUUUGACCUGUAAGGAAUUCAUGUUCAGCCUGUAAGGAAAAUAAUGUUCGGCCUGUAAAAAAAUAAUUGUUUGGACGGCAAGGAAUUCAUUGUUUGACCUGUAAGGAAUACAUUGUUUGGCCUGUAAGAAAUUCAUUGUUUGGCCUGCAAGGAAUUCAUUGUUUGGCCUGUACAAAAAUAAUUGUUUAGCAUGUAACGGAUUCGUUGUUUGUUCUGCUAGGAAUUCAUUGUUUGGUCUGCAAGGAAUUUCAUUGUUUGGUCUGUAAGUAAUUCAUUGUUUAGCCUGCAAGGAAUUCAUUGUUUGGCCAGUAAGAUAUUAAUUGUUUUGCCUGUAAGGAUUUCAUUGUUCGGCCUGUAAUGAAUACAUUGCUUAACCUGUAAGAAAUUCAUUGUUUGGCCUGCAAGGAAUUCAUUGUUUGACCUUCAAGGAAUUAAUUGUUUGGCCUGCAAGGAAUUCGUUGUUUGGUGGUCUGUAAAAAAGAAUGCUUGAUCAUUUGAUAUGUUUUCUAAGGAUGUUUACUUAAUGCCAUUGUUUGUUCUUCAAGGGUGAUUCAGUUGUAAGGGGGGAGGGAGAUAUAUGUUUUUGUCAUUAUAAUCUGUUUCUUUAACUGAUAAAGAAAUAUUAUGUGUAAGAGGAAAUAAUUUUCUUUUAUAUAAUUAUAAUAUUGUUUUUUAUGUCUUUUCUCUGUUAGUACAGUAUAUUAUAUAUCUUCUAUA